UUCCGUCUUCGAAUACGAAUUGUCCCCGCCACCCCGUCGUCGCAUUCGUCAGAAAAGCCAAUAAAUAUUCAAUAACGGCCGCCCUGGCUGUAGUUAUUUAGGUACUUAACUGCUUUGUCGCCAUUCUUGUCUUGCGAUAAUUGAAGGCCUAUUUUUUUGCAUCCUAUCCCUCAUGGCGCACCAGGCGCACGCUCUGCCCUGGCAGACCCUCACUGACAAUUUCAAAUUCGUCCAUGCCAACACACGAUUCUUGGGAAGGACAAACCUAUACCCCAGGUCCAAACCUGGGCAGGCAAAACAGCUACAGCAUUUCGCAAGAGUUUUUGCACGCGUGAUAGACGAAUACUCAGCAAUCGAGCGUAAGAAGUAUGGCGAUGAGCAUACUCCACCAGAAAGCGGAGACGAAGUGGUUAUUUCCGAUGAAACCAUGAAGAAGAUCCACAACGUUGUUAAGGAGUAUAUGAAAGAAUACACUAGAUGGUACCCCGAUAGUGACCGCAACCUAUUCGACAGAACCGCAAAUGCCUGGAUUCGAGUCAGUAACGAGAGGAACGGCCACCCAGAUGAAUGUCUUCUAUCCAUGGAUGAGCUGCUUAGAACACUGAUUAUGUUUGGCGAGAUGGAUACCCUUUUUUGUCUCGCAGCACACCCGGAAAUUCGAUUGCGGGACAUGUGGGCGCAGGGCAACAAUUUCCAUUUCGAUUUGGGUGGCCUUGGACCUAGUGAGCUGAAAGAGGCUGCAUUGUUGGCUUAUAUCUGUCUCAAUGUCUUCUAUCUUAAGCCGGAGCUAUAUGAUCCUGCGAUGCGGGAACAGAUGCUCAAGGAGAGAGCCAAGAGAAAUGAAAAGACGUGGUCACCAGAAUUGUAUGAUUACCGACUGACUGCCGCGUACCAACAGAUGCUGGUAUAUACUACUGGGACGGGAUACCCUUACCCUCACUUCGGUGCGCAUAAGAUCCCACACCGCGAAUUCUAUGGCGUGCCUUUCGGCAUGUACACUUCGCAGGUUGCCUGGUACUCCAACAUCAAUCUACAUCUUACCCAGAAAUAUGGCACACUUCCUCUCCAAGAUCUAGUCGACAAAGACUUCCCCCAGAAGUAUGUCCCGAGCAAAGGCGAUAUGCCCAAGGUCCAUGACAUCUUCCGCGCCCUCAAACUCCCGACAGAAAUCACUCUCGCAAUCCUCGACUUCGCAGAUUACACGCCCAGAGGCAGACUCAACACCCAUGCCGAUCCUCUGCAUAUCGAUAAUGCUUCUGAAUUGAAGAAGUACCUCGCGUAUUGUUGGAAACUGCUCAUCAGGGUCGAUAUGCUGAUGAAAGCUGCUGGCACGCACCUUGACUGGGAGCACGAGGCCACAGAAGCUAUUUACAAGCUGUUUGGAGUUCCAUAUCCUCAGAUGUCCAAGGAACAUAAUAGGCCGCAAGAGGAUGAACAGUACUAUCCCUACGAGUACGCAAAAGGGAAGAAACGGGAAUUCGUCUGAGAUCCUGGUCGGCCCGUCGGAAGUAUAGCUGUAACGAUAGGGCCCUGGUGGAAGGAUCGAGAACAAUCGCCGAUUAAGCAGCGUGUUCAUGAAGCUUGACUCGUAUCAUUCGCUCAUCGAAUAGAGAACCGCAGCCUGGUAGUCCUGCAGUCGUGUUCCUGCGCUACCUUCAGUCCCAUCGUUACCGGGUUUGUGAA
Aaosphaeria arxii CBS 175.79 is the source of this 1683-nucleotide messenger RNA. RefSeq lists its product as uncharacterized. Lineage: Eukaryota; Fungi; Ascomycota; Dothideomycetes; Pleosporales. The record is from RefSeq and is a predicted model, not a curated record. The coding region runs from base 173 to 1486 and encodes 437 amino acids. The transcript is spliced from 2 exons.